AUGGCCGGGCAAGGGCAAUGGAUCACAGGGCUAAUGUGGGCUAUAGCAGCGUCGGUGUUAGCAGACUCCUGGACUACUUACCAGGAGCAGCCUUGCUGUCGUCCUGUGACACAUCAUCGAAUUCGUCACCAUCGAGAUCAUAUGCGAGAGUUUACAUGCGGCAGUCUCUUUUAUCGUACUCUAUAUAUUAAUGAAGAGAGAAAAACGCUUUACGUCGGUGCUAUGGAUCGAAUAUAUAAACUAAAUAUGACUGAUAUAAGUCAGUCACAUUGUGAGAGAGACACGUUGCUGUUAGAAGCGAGUAACGUAGCGCGGUGUGUAAGCAAAGGCAAAUCAGAGCCGUUUGAGUGCAGAAACCACAUCCGAGUGCUGCAGCCGCUAGGCGACGGCGAGCGACUCUAUGUGUGCGGCACCAACGCACACAGCCCCAAAGACUGGGUGGUCUACUUAAACCUGACUCAUCUCCCGCGGCAUGAAUACGUGCCAGGAGUAGGGCUGGGAGUCGCCAAGUGCCCGUACGAUCCUGCGGACAACAGCACGGCGGUGUGGGUGACGCGGGGAAACCCCGGCGGCUUGCCAGCUUUGUACGCGGGCACGAAUGCCGAGUUCACUAAAGCUGACCCAGUCAUUUUCCGCAAUGACCUAUUCGAUUUUCGUACGGGCCAAAAAAGGUUCAACUUCAAGCGCACGCUGAAGUACGACUCCAAAUGGCUGGAUAAAACCAAUUUUGUUGGGUCAUUCGAUGUUGGAGAAUAUGUGCUAUUCUUUUUUCGUGAAACCGCUGUGGAAUUCAUGAACUGUGGUAAAGCAGUUUACUCUCGUGUAGCCAGAGUAUGUAAACAAGAUACAGGGGGCAAGCAUAUUCUGAGCCAAAAUUGGGCUACUUACUUAAAAGCCAGGCUUAACUGUAGCAUACCGGGAGAAUUUCCCUUCUACUUUGAUGAAAUACAGAGCGUAUAUCAAAUGCCAGGCGACCCGAGUCGGUUUUACGCCGCAUUCACGACGGGCGCGAGUGACGGGUUAAUCGGUUCUGCAAUUUGUACAUAUACUAUGGACGAUAUCCAAGAAGCUUUUGCAGGCCGAUUUAAGGAACAAGCGACUUCAAGUUCAGCAUGGUUACCAGUUCUAAGAGCAAAAGUUCCUGAACCUCGGCCGGGAACUUGCGUUAACAGUACUGAAGCAUUGCCAGAUAACGUGCUUAAUUUCAUCAGGUCGCAUCCGCUAAUGGAUGCAGCUGUACGACACGAAGGCGAUGCGCCGGCCUUUUACAAACGGGACCUAGUACUUACAACUCUGGUGGUAGAUAGGCAGUUUGUCGACAUGUUGGGCGAUGAUACCACUUAUACGAUAUUUUACGCUGGCACUAGUCAAGGUGAAGUAUACAAAAUAGUGCAAUGGACCGGCGGCGGGUCUCGCGUGGCCGACGUGUGGCGCGCGGCGGGCGGCGAGGCGGUGCGCGCGCUCGCGCUGUCCAAGCAGACGCACGCCCUCUAUCUUGCCACGGACAACCGUCUGCGACAGCUGCCCUUGCACGCAUGCACACAUCGCUACGACAGUUGCGUACGCUGUGUCCUCGACCCGUACUGUGGCUGGGACAAGGAGGGCGGCGCGUGCCGGCCGUACGCGCCGGGCCUCCUGCACGACGCCACCAACUCGACGCCGUCAAUCUGCGAGGCCGGCGCGCCGCUACACACGGUCCGGGCGGGCUUCGGCCAGAGCGUGCAUCUGUCGGCGUUUGGAAAGACGCCAGAAGCACUAAAAGAUCAGAAUGUCGCUUGGUAUCACCAUUCCAGGGAAAGAGGUCGUUACAAAAUCAACUAUAAUUGGGAGCGAGUUCUACAGACUUCAGAGAGAGGUUUAGUACUGUUGUCGGUGACUGAGUCCGACCGCGGCCGGUAUGAGUGCUACUUCGGACCUACACUUGUAGCUUCUUAUAAUUUAGAUAUUGAUAUUCAAAGAUGUACGCAACCUAACAAAUCGCAAGAAUACAGACAAGUUUACUCAGAUUGGUGUCAUGAGUUUGAAAAGUACAAAAGUGCUAUGAAGGCGUGGGAGUCUCGGCAAAUGCAAUGCUCCAAAAACAUGAAUGCGUCGAGUCAGCAAAACAGCAUGAGCAAUGAAAUCAUAGCAUCGCUGCGG
This is a messenger RNA of Brenthis ino (lesser marbled fritillary), 2139 nucleotides long. Lineage: Eukaryota; Metazoa; Arthropoda; Insecta; Lepidoptera; Nymphalidae. The record is from the annotation of a GenBank genome assembly.